CCCACGUUGACUCGUCGCGUCAACCACAUCGACCUGAUCACGGCGCGACCCGGACCCUCCUGCUAAUCAACGCCCGGCAUCGUCGUUCGCGAGCGCAGAUUUAUUUCACGGAAGUUGCAUGCAACAGACCGCCCGCGACAGGACCACCAGCACGCGCUCCACAGUCUGAAGUCGGGCCCGGGCCGCGAUGCCGACCCGCGUUCAGUCCUCUCCCGAUGAGGACGACGACUCCGCCACGUCGUCCUCGCCCUCACCCUCGCAAUCACCUGCUCGCCAGGGCCUGGCAGUCCGGCAGCGAUCCGAGGCGCGGUCCGUCUCCGGAAGCAAGCGAAAGCGCGGCAACAACACCAACGGAGCAGCAAACCACCGACAGAGAACGGCACCGCCAGACGAGAGCGAUGGCGAGGCCUCCGACGACGUCUACGACCCCGACCAGCCCGUCGAGGAGCGGCGCAGGGUACAAAAGGAGUACAGGGACAUGCUCCGCCAGAUAACCGAGCACGGCGAAGAAUUCCUCAGCAAGGACUCGAGGGGCCUGCACGACACCAUCCUCCAGGCCGACGCGCUGUCCAAGAAGCUGAAGCAGACGACCGAGGCUACCAUCGACUCGCGACUGCUCGUCACCACGACAGAUCUCUCGUACCGCAAGACGCUGCGCCUGACACAAGGCAGCCUUUCGCAAGGGCUCGACGUCGACGAGUUUGUCUCCAAGUGCAUCUCGUACAUGCGUCGUGGCGGUGGCAUAUCCGACGAUAAUGCGCCCGAGCUGUCUAGCACGCAGCGGCAUCGCCGGCGACGCGGAGGCUACGAGGACGAUGACGACGAUAUCGGCGACGAGGGCGACAUGAUGAACUGGCCUCACCUCGGCCGCUUCGCCUGCUUGCCGCACAUUCGACGGCCUGCGUUGCCCGGCUUCCUGCUCGGGCCCCUCUCCGUGGAGAAGAAGGCGCGCAAGAUCACCAAGAGAACUGCCCCAUUCCGGCCAAACAACCUGACGGAAACGCGGCCCGAGGUGCUCAACGUCGAUGAUCUCGCAAAGAAGGAGAACGACCUGACGGCCAUCUGCGGAAAGAUCCUGCAGCAGCUGCAGAAGAUCCAGGCCGACGCGCAGGAGACGGUCAUGGAACUACUAGACGACGAUAUGGAAGACGAGGAGAAGACGAGGAUCAUGCACGAGCAUGGCCUGCGAAGCACGGGUGGCAUCGACCUCUUGCGCUUCGUCGUCAACCCCAAGUCCUUUGCGCAAACCGUGGAAAACAUGUUUUACGUCAGCUUCCUCAUUCGCGAUGGGAGGGUCGAGAUUGCCUUUGACGAGUCUGAUCUACCAGCUCUCGCGCCCGUUGACAGGGAGGCAGACGACGAAGGGGCCGUGCGUCACGGUGCGGCCAAGCAGCAGGCGGUGCUGUCGAUGGACAUGAAGACGUGGCGAGAGAUUAUAGAAGUGUUCGAUUUGAAGGAACCUAUGAUUGAGCACCGGAGAGAAGCAGCGCAAGGUGGCCCCGGCGCACGGGGCUGGUACAGCUGAUUUGUGAAAGCAGUUGACGUCUUGGUCGAGUAAGCCGGGCCGCGACAGACACCUUUAGACUUUUGUACGACGAUUGAUACCAUGAUGAAUUACAGCCUGCUCUUCUUGAUGGGUUCCCGUUUUGGGCCGCGGCUUUGUCGGCCGUGCUACGUCCUGCGAAGUGUUCAGCCCCCGUUGUGCGUGACGCGAGCCACCAGGCGGCCUGGUACGCCGUCGACUUGAAAGAGACGCUUGCAAGAGAAGGGAACAGAGGCGGAACAGAGCUUCCUAGCUUCAACAAAGACCGGUCCCGCGACCAGGCCGGUGGUAUGAAUUCUACAAAUGAAGGGGGAUGGAGCCCUCCCCUCGACCGCUCUGGACUGACCCGGCGUUCUCCCCCUCAACAUUGGACAUUAAGCACCUUGGCCAAAGAAGUGGCCCGCAACAAGGCGGCGGCCGGACGCAAGGAUGGACCAGCCGUUGGCGGGGAUCGAGCGACUCCCCUUAGCCGGGCACCGGGUCAGAUGGCAGACCCUCGCGAUCUUCUCGACCACGGUGCCAAAGCCGCGCAGCCCAAGAAUCAACCAUCCUCGGGAAUACCAGUCAAGGGGCAGCAUGGAACACCCGCCGGCGGUGAUCGAGCGACUCCCUUUGGCCAGGCCUCGGGUCAAACGGUGGACUCGCGCGACCCUCUCAACCGCGGUGCUAAAGGCGCCCAGCCCACAAAUCAACCACCAGUAAAGGCACCUGUCAAGGGGCAGACCGCUCUGCACGACGACCUAAUCGACCAAACAGACUACCUCAACCCGAAGGAGCAGGAAAAAAUCAUCACGGAGUGCAACAGGCUCCUUCAAGGGCCCAUCAACGCCGACAAUGAGCACGUCAGCCGGGAAGCCCUCCUCAAGACCAUCGUCCCCAUGACCAAGAUCGUUCAGGCUCACUGCACCAUGGCGGGCGGCGACGGCGUAUCGAAGAUGCUUGCCUCGCAGCCCAAGUGCAGCAGCCGCGGCUGUCGCGAGACUCGAGACAUGCUCAAGAAGAUUGCGGGUCAGCAAGAAACGCUCGGCAAGAUGGUGGCGGUGAACCACGACGCUGCCGCCAAGCACCUGCGUGCGAGCGCGGACGGGCAGCUGAAGGGUCUGUCGCAGGAGAAGGCGAAGCUCGUCGAGGAGAACACCAAGCUCAAGGCGGAGCUCAAGAACAAGGACGACAGCCUACUGACCCUUCAGAAGCAGCUGGGCGCCAGCUCGAACGACAAGGGCGACAAGGAGGCACUGCAGAAGAAGGGAGGGCUCGGCAGCUCGUGGUUCGGAUUCGGAGGCCAGGCUACGCACAAGGCUGAUGGAGAAGCAGGGGCGCCGGACGAGAAGCGGCAGCAGCAGGGCAAGGACAAGGU
Molecule: messenger RNA, 2900 nt
Organism: Purpureocillium takamizusanense
Lineage: Eukaryota; Fungi; Ascomycota; Sordariomycetes; Hypocreales; Ophiocordycipitaceae
Exons: 3
Coding region: 188-1525 (445 amino acids)
Biological process (GO): DNA repair
Cellular component (GO): nucleus; Smc5-Smc6 complex
Source: RefSeq, a predicted model, not a curated record